UGGUAUCUACAAGAGUAAAGUUGGACUUACAAACAAGCCUCAGGAACGUAACUCGUUCGUAAGUAGAGGAGCACCUGUAAAAGAAAAUCCUAAAGUCAAAAACAGAAAGGGAAUAAAAAUUUCUCAUGUGUGCAGGACUUAACACAUAUAGAGGGGGGAAAGGGAGCUGCAUGGAAGUCUCAGCACGCUGUUUUGUGAGUAGUGACACGAUUGCCAAAUGGCAAUGCAGUUUUCUUUAUUUAUUUUUUAUUUAUUUUUAUUAAUUUCUAUUUAUUCCUCAUAUUUACUGGUAAAGUAUAUUAUGUAUUAUGUUAUGUACAAAGAAUCGCUUCUUCCACACGUAGAUCAUCCUCUGGGCAAUUGAACGGUUCAUCCUGACAGUCACCAUGGACGACAGAGCCUCUCGUGCAUCCCGUGUGGGUCGCACGUGUUGCACAAUUCUAAGAUUGCAUUAGCAUAUCGGAAUACUGUAUUGCGAGUUAUUGCACAUCACUUUUUCAUAGCAUUGACACUGAAGGAAAUGCAUUCAGGUAGCGAUCCUCAUAAAAAUUAUCUUAGCCAUCGCUUAGCAGUAAAAGGUGUUAAUUUUUUAACCAUAAAACUGAUCGAGCGUAUAUAGAUCCUUAGUAUAAUGUUCAUUGCCUGUAGCUAACUACUGUGAUAUAGUACCUAACACAUAAAAAAAUUAAUAAUAUAAAUUUUGUAUAUUAACAUAAGGGACCAUAUUCAUACAAGCGAGAAUAGCUUUAAAAUAGUGAGAAGAGGUUUAAGAGAAUAGGCUCUUCAUACAGUAUAAGCAAAUACAGUAUUCACAGAGUGAAUGUAUAGGAGUAUGUGAUGUUUUAAAUAGAAUUCACAUAAAGGAAACCUGCUUAGAUUGAGUGUUUACUGCAUAGUUAUAUAAAAUUUAAAGAAAAUACAGGUACUGUACAGUAUAGCUACAUAUGAAUUUUCAUUUAUGUUUCAUUAAAAGCUUGCAGAAAGUGUCAAGUAUUUCAAGUUCAACAAAAAAAGGGUUGAAAUGAUGAGCAAGGCAGAUGAAGUGCCAGCAGAAUGUGAUGGCAUUGUGUACUGGAUGUGCCGUGAUCAAAGAGUUCAAGAUAAUUGGGCAAUGCUGUUUGCUCAGCGUUUAGCACUGAAAAACAAAGUGUCUCUUCAUGUGGCUUUCUGCCUCAUUCCAAAGUUUCUUGAUGCCACAAUUCGCCAGUACCACUUCAUGUUAAAAGGUUUAGAAGAAGUUGAGAAUGAAUGCCAGAAGCUGGGCAUUGAAUUUCAUCUUUUGCAUGGUGAAGCCAAGGAUGUCCUCCCAAAAAUCAUUGAGGAACACCAUAUAGGUGGUUUAGUGACUGAUUUUUCUCCACUUCGUUUACCUCAAGAAAUGCUUAAAGAUGUGAAAGAGACCAUUCCUAAGAACAUUCCAAUGUGUAAGGUUGAUGCACAUAACAUUGUUCCUUGUUGGCUGGCUUCAGAUAAACAGGAGUACUCAGCUAAAACCAUCCGUAGAAAGAUUCAGGAUAAACUUCCAGACUUUCUCACAAAAUUUCCUCCUGUUGCAAAACAUUCUCAUGAGAGUAAAUAUAAAGCAAAGCUGGUAGACUGGACUGCUGCUGAAAAGAGCCUAGAAGUAGACAGGACUGUGAAGCCUGUUGAAUGGGCAACUCCAGGAACACAUGCUGGAUUAGAUACCCUCAAUCAGUUUUGUCUCAAAAGACUCCGAAAAUAUGCUACCCAGCGGAAUAAUCCUAAUGCCAAGUCCCUCAGCAAUCUCUCCCCUUGGCUACACUUUGGUCAGAUAUCAGCCCAGAGAUGUGUCUUAGAAGUAAAACGAUAUAGAAAACAAUUUAAGGAUGCUGCCGAUGAUUUUAUUGAAGAGGCAGUGGUACGAUGUGAACUGUCUGACAACUAUUGUUUCUAUCAGAAGAACUAUGACUGUGUUGAAGGAGCUUAUAACUGGGCUAUAACAACUUUAAAUGAUCACAAGAAAGAUACAAGACAAUACUUGUACUCUCGGGAGGCAUUCAUUGAAGCUCAAACACAUGAUGACCUCUGGAAUUCAGCUCAGAUCCAGCUUGUGACGGAGGGAAAGAUUCAUGGCUUUAUGCGCAUGUAUUGGGCUAAGAAAAUUUUAGAAUGGACAGCUACUCCAGAAGAGGCCUUAGAAACAGCAAUUUAUCUCAAUGAUAGAUAUAGUCUUGAUGGGUGUGACCCUAAUGGAUAUGCAGGUAAGUUUUUCACAUGAUGGUUGUUUUCCCUA
Messenger RNA from Homarus americanus (American lobster), 2254 nucleotides. It is a transcript of the gene phr, whose product is annotated as deoxyribodipyrimidine photo-lyase-like. Gene Ontology annotation, molecular function: deoxyribodipyrimidine photo-lyase activity. Gene Ontology annotation, biological process: photoreactive repair. Bases 1022 to 2239 code for a protein of 405 amino acids. The record is from RefSeq and is a predicted model, not a curated record. The transcript has 8 exons. Lineage: Eukaryota; Metazoa; Arthropoda; Malacostraca; Decapoda; Nephropidae.